AUGUCUACUGAAUUGAAUCAAAUUGAUAUUGAACAAUCAUCUCAAACUGAUGAAUUAAUGAAAGUAGAUCUAAUGAAAAUUGAUGAUAAUUUAAAAUCAAAUAUUACAUGUGAAUUAUAUGAUACAUUGAUAGAUCCAGAAUGUAAAAAAUCUAAAUUAUCUGAUGUAUGGGAAACAAGUCAUACACCUCCAUUAGAAUGUCAAGAAUAUGAUUCAUUAAAAGUUAAAAAAGAUCUAUACAAAGAUAUUACUACCAAUGUAAAUGUUGUUGUUGAUGAUGAUAAUUUGAAAAAAUUUCAUGAUACAGAAAAAAUUGGAUCAUGUUAUAGACAUACAGAUGAUUAUGAAAUAUAUCAUUCUAGUAUUGAAAAAGAUAUUUGUACAGAAUUGGAUAAUCCUAUGUACAUACCAAUUAAAUUACCAAUGAGUAGUAAUUUAUAUGUUCCAGUAUAUUAUGUACAAUCGAGUGAAGAAACCUCACCUAAAUUAAAUAAACAUAAUUUGGAUUUUAAUGACUCAAAUAAUAUCCAUAAGGAUUCUAAUAAUAAUAAUAAUAUCAAAUCAAUGGUAAGUCAUAAAUAUCAGUUAAAUUCUCAUGAUAACCUAAGUAAACAAAAUGAAUCUCAACGACUAUCUAGUGAUUAUCAUAUAAAUACCAAUAAUCAGGGAUAUGAAAAUUAUUUAUCAAAAUAUGAUACAACUAAGCCAGAACCUAAUCCUUAUGACUUAGAAAUAUGUAAUGUACAGACAGAAUUAAAUGAACCAUUAAUGAAAACAAAACAUUCAGAGAAAUCGAAAACUAGUAAAGUAUUAUUAAAACAAAAACUACAUUUUAUGAAACCAAAGUUAAAAAUGAAUAUGAACAAUAAAGAAAAUGAAAUUGUUAUACUGGAUAGUCAAGGAAAAAUUACUGAUGAAAAUAAUAAAAUUGAAAAAAGACAAAAAAUAGGUUGUUCACCGAAACUUAAAUUUAAAAAACAUGAACAUCCUAAUAGAAAUGAUUUAGAAGUUAUGCAACGAAAUGAUAAACCUGUUGAAGGGGUUAUCAGUGGAAAACAAUACAAAAUCCCUGAUCUAGAUUCAAAUAAUCAACCCAUUGAACAUGAACCAACCGAAACAUCAGGAAUGGAAAACAAAAAGGUGACAAGAAAAACAAAAAUCCUGCAUCGAAACAAGAAUGAAGUAAAAGAGAACGAAAUAAAGACCGCGAAAGGAGCACAAAAAAAGGAAAGGCGAAUAACAGACUAUAAAGCAAAGAAAGAAAAAGGAACGGAAGAUGCAAAACAGAGUAAAAUAGACGGGAAGAUAGAAAAGAAGAAGGAAAAAAGAAUGAUGAACCCAUGCGUAAAUCUUAACCGCAUAAAAAUAAACAAAACAAUAACCACCAGAUACAACGCAGAAAAACAACCUCCACAAGAAAUAAAAAUAAAAAAAGAAAAACUAAAAAAAGGGCCAAACACACAGCACGAAAAAGUGAAGAGUAACAAGUUCCACUGGUCUCCGAAUAUCUCAUUGCCAAAGUUGAAAGUGCAUGGACCAGAUGUGUCUGGAAAACUUCAUGCAGAUGCACCUGAUGUGAAUGUGAAUGUGACUGGUCCAUCUGUGGAGGUGCCAUCUCUGAAAGCCAGUGGUCAUUUGCCUACUGUCGAUGUGUCCGUUCCCGAUGCAUCGUUGGGAGGUGAUCUAUCCGGUAAGCUCGAUUUGGAUGGUGUCGGUGUGGGAGUUGUGGACGCCGAUUUGAAUCUGCCAGACCUACAGAUCUCAGGAAAUGUGAGCGCACCGUCUGUCGAGGGAGACCUAUCCAUGCCAGAUGUGUCCGCCAAUCUGGACACAGACGUGAAACUGCCCAGUGUGCAACUGACUGGUCCAGAUCUCCGUGUACAUGGUGAGAUGCCGGAUGUGGAUGUGGGUGCUAAGGUGGAUGUGCCGAAACCACAUAUUUCAAUCAAGGCACCGAAAUUCGGGUUCGGUCUGGGCAAGAAGAAGCCGAAAGUGAAGACUCCAAAGGCUGAUGUGAAAGUGGAGGGUGGAGCAGGUGGGGAGAUAGAUUUGGAUGCCGGUUUGGACGCUCACUUAGAUGGUAAAGCAAGAAAGGGAGGUAAGAAGUUCCAUUGGUCUCCUAAGUUCGGGUUGCCGAAGGGUGGUCUGAAGAUUGGUGGAGGUGCUGGUGUUGGAGUGCCGGACACCUCGGUGUCUGUCUCAGGUACGACUGGUGGUGUGGAUGUGUCUCUUCCGAAACCCGAACUCGAUGUCUCCAUGGAGGUUCCCGACGUUGAUGUGUCCGCCUCUGUGCCCGAAAUCGAUGUAUCAGGUGGUGUGAUUAGAGGUGGGGAGUUGGGACUGACUGGGAAAGUUUCUGCACCCGAUGUGGAUGUCAGUGUUCCAUCGAAGAAGAAGUUCACCUUCGGUUGGGGCUCGAAAGGCAAGAAGGCGAAGAAGGUGAAGUUGCCCACAGUGUCGGGAGACGUGGAUGCUAGUUUGGAUGUGGGUGGAAAGGUUGAUGUUCCCAGUGUGAAGGUCGAUGUGGACUCAGGUGAUCGAGUGAAAGGUAAGAAAUUCCACUGGUCUCCGAAUAUCUCAUUGCCAAAGUUGAAAGUGCAUGGACCAGAUGUGUCUGGAAAACUUCAUGCAGAUGCACCUGAUGUGAAUGUGAAUGUGACUGGUCCAUCUGUGGAGGUGCCAUCUCUGAAAGCCAGUGGUCAUUUGCCUACUGUCGAUGUGUCCGUUCCCGAUGCAUCGUUGGGAGGUGAUCUAUCCGGUAAGCUCGAUUUGGAUGGUGUCGGUGUGGGAGUUGUGGACGCCGAUUUGAAUCUGCCAGACCUACAGAUCUCAGGAAAUGUGAGCGCACCGUCUGUCGAGGGAGACCUAUCCAUGCCAGAUGUGUCCGCCAAUCUGGACACAGACGUGAAACUGCCCAGUGUGCAACUGACUGGUCCAGAUCUCCGUGUACAUGGUGAGAUGCCGGAUGUGGAUGUGGGUGCUAAGGUGGAUGUGCCGAAACCACAUAUUUCAAUCAAGGCACCGAAAUUCGGGUUCGGUCUGGGCAAGAAGAAGCCGAAAGUGAAGACUCCAAAGGCUGAUGUGAAAGUGGAGGGUGGAGCAGGUGGGGAGAUAGAUUUGGAUGCCGGUUUGGACGCUCACUUAGAUGGUAAAGCAAGAAAGGGAGGUAAGAAGUUCCAUUGGUCUCCUAAGUUCGGGUUGCCGAAGGGUGGUCUGAAGAUUGGUGGAGGUGCUGGUGUUGGAGUGCCGGACACCUCGGUGUCUGUCUCAGGUACGACUGGUGGUGUGGAUGUGUCUCUUCCGAAACCCGAACUCGAUGUCUCCAUGGAAGUUCCCGACGUUGAUGUGUCCGCCUCUGUGCCCGAAAUCGAUGUAUCAGGUGGUGUGAUUAGAGGUGGGGAGUUGGGACUGACUGGGAAAGUUUCUGCACCCGAUGUGGAUGUCAGUGUUCCAUCGAAGAAGAAGUUCACCUUCGGUUGGGGCUCGAAAGGCAAGAAGGCGAAGAAGGUGAAGUUGCCCACAGUGUCGGGAGACGUGGAUGCUAGUUUGGAUGUGGGUGGAAAGGUUGAUGUUCCCAGUGUGAAGGUCGAUGUGGACUCAGGUGAUCGAGUGAAAGGUAAGAAAUUCCACUGGUCUCCGAAUAUCUCAUUGCCAAAGUUGAAAGUGCAUGGACCAGAUGUGUCUGGAAAACUUCAUGCAGAUGCACCUGAUGUGAAUGUGAAUGUGACUGGUCCAUCUGUGGAGGUGCCAUCUCUGAAAGCCAGUGGUCAUUUGCCUACUGUCGAUGUGUCCGUUCCCGAUGCAUCAGUUGGGAGGUGA
Schistosoma spindalis is the source of this 3819-nucleotide messenger RNA. The record is from the annotation of a GenBank genome assembly. Lineage: Eukaryota; Metazoa; Platyhelminthes; Trematoda; Strigeidida; Schistosomatidae.